This is a messenger RNA of Misgurnus anguillicaudatus (oriental weatherfish), 1121 nucleotides long. RefSeq names its product myosin, light chain 7, regulatory (gene myl7). The record is from RefSeq and is a predicted model, not a curated record. Gene Ontology annotation, molecular function: calcium ion binding. Lineage: Eukaryota; Metazoa; Chordata; Actinopteri; Cypriniformes; Cobitidae.
CAGAACUCUUACCAGAACCUUCAGGUGUGGAGCGAACAUAAGUGGGCAGCAUUUUGACACUGGCUUCAUCGUGUGUCUCCACCCGCAGCCCUCUCUCCAUUUCCCUCCGCAUCCUCCUCAUCACCUCCACAAGCUCUUCUUUACUCAACAAAAACUCUGACAGAAUUUGAUCCACCUGUAAAGAGAGAUUUAGCUCACAUCCUGGAUCUCAUCCAAGGUCAUGAACCAUCAGGUGGCAGUCAGUCUUGUAACAGACCACAGAAAUGUACUUCUUAUGGCGUGAGGGGGAGGACCAAAGACAGGGCUCCUGGUUUUGAGAGGCUCCGGGUGUCCAUGUAGGGAACUAACAGAGACACUGCAGACUUUAAUAGAGGGCACAAUGAUAAGAGUCCUCAUACAUAAAUACUCCAUCAGUGACCCAGGAGCUCACAUAUACAGCCAGAGAGCAGACAGUGAAUAUGGCUAGUAAGAAAGCUGCAGCUAAAAGGGGCAAAACUGCUCAAAGGGGCUCAUCUAAUGUCUUCUCCAUGUUUGAGCAGUCACAAAUACAGGAGUUCAAAGAGGCAUUUGGCUGCAUUGAUCAAAACAGGGAUGGAGUUAUUAACAAAACUGACCUGAAGGAAACCUAUGCACAACUAGGGAAGCUGAAUGUAAGUGAUGAGGAGCUGGAGUCAAUGUUAGCAGAGGGGAAGGGACCCAUCAACUUCACCGUCUUUCUCACUCUCUUUGGAGAAAAACUCAAUGGCACAGACCCAGAGGAAUCCAUCCUUGCUGCUUUUAAACUGUUUGACCCAAAUGGUACAGGUGUUGUCAAUAAAGAUGAGUUUAAGAGGCUGCUAAUGAAUCAGGCUGAUAAAUUUUCAGCAGAAGAGGUGGACCAGGCUUUUUCAGUGGCUCCAAUAGACGUGGCUGGGAAUAUUGACUAUAAAUCACUGUGUUAUAUUAUUACACAUGGUGAUGAGAAAGAGGAGUCUUGAAUAUCUUGAUAUUUUAUUUCAUUCGAACUUGUCAUUUCUUUUCUUCACCCUCAAUGAUGUCUGCAAUUUUGCUCUUGUCAACCCAAACACAAUGCAUUUAUUUAGCAAUUUCUAUUAGUAAAACCCUAAUAAAGACUUCUAUAG